Molecule: messenger RNA, 1608 nt
Organism: Aspergillus costaricaensis CBS 115574
Lineage: Eukaryota; Fungi; Ascomycota; Eurotiomycetes; Eurotiales; Aspergillaceae
Exons: 2
Biological process (GO): DNA-templated transcription; regulation of transcription by RNA polymerase II
Cellular component (GO): chromatin
Molecular function (GO): RNA polymerase II cis-regulatory region sequence-specific DNA binding; DNA-binding transcription factor activity, RNA polymerase II-specific; zinc ion binding
Source: RefSeq, a predicted model, not a curated record
AGCUGCCCAUGGCUUUUAACCAACAACCAAUAUCUACAGAUUAGCAGUUCCCUUUCACCGUUUCAGGAAGUGAUCCCGAAUCAAUUCAGGAUGCCUUCCAAGAUGGCCCUAGCACGCUAUCUACUGGGUUACGUUGAAGGGUUCAGUGACCACCACCCCUUCAUCCACGUUCCCACACUAAAUUUAACAUCCUUUGUUGAUACUCCAGAGCUCAUUUUGGCACUUCUAGCUAUCGGCGCUCAAUAUCGCUACGAAUCAAGAACUGCUAGGUCAUUAUACCGAGCAAGCCGAUCCAUCGUUAUAGAACGUCUUCGCAAUGUGGAAGGUCUUGCCGACACUGCUUCCGUCCAUCUCCACCAGGGCAACUUACAUCCUUCACCAGCCCAUGCAGAACAUCACUUAGACCAAACUCAAGCUCUACUCUUAUUAGCUAUCUACUGCUUCUGGCACAGUAGCUCUGACAUGCUGCAAGAAUGGCACCAAUAUCUCAGCCUUAUUGCGGCCUCCCUCCGCCGACUCGGUCUAUCUGAAGGGAAACACAACGACAAGAUCAGUUGGGCUCAAUGGAUUAAACAGGAAACGAAGCGCCGUACACAAUUCUUUGGUUGGUAUUUGCUGAACUUUCAAGCCAUCAUCUAUGAUAAUCCACCCUUACUUCUUACGCGCGAAUUGAACCUUCAGCUGCCGUCAUCAUGCCAGGAAUGGGUCGCUCGAACGGAAACCGAAUGGGAAAGAACCAGGAGUCAUACGCUGUCCCGUGUUAUGCUGAAGGAGGCACACGCGGUCCAUCUUGCAGAGUCCAGUGAUGUAUCUGCAAAUGUGGAGUCAUCCCCGAUGGGGAAUUAUAUACUUAUACACGCAGUGAUUCAACGUAUCUACAUGAUGCAUCAAGUCUCUCUGGACCCUCAGAUACAAAGGCUCUCCGCGCGAGACGUUCAAGAACUAGAGACCGCGCUGAACCGCUGGCGACACACGUGGUGCCACUCCCCAGAAUCCAAGCUGGACCUGCAUGAUCCAUACGGUUCGCUAUCCUUCUCAGCGACCGCAUUACUGGGCGUAGCGCAUGUCCGGCUGCAUUACAAUCUUGGACAGUGGCGGGACUUGCAGAGUGGGGAUCCGGCGACCGUUGCCGCAACUUUACAUGAAGCGCCAUUGCCCCAACGCGGCUCUCAUCUCGUACACGCUCUGUUGCAUUCUGUCCAUGCACUUAAUAUUCCUGUGCAGGUCGGAAUAUCAUACCUCUCACGAUGCAAAUCAUUUGGAUGGAGUGUAGAUCAUGCGGUGUGCGACCUGGAAUGCGCCAUCUUUUUGAGUAAGUGGCUGCAGAUGGUGGCCCAUUCCCACGUCGAGCAGCCGCUCUCUGCACUCGAGACGCGCCUCAUUCGAUGGAUAAUACGCGUGGUGCGAGAAGCGCUCGUAUCGCAGGACGAGACGAUCCGUCUCAGUCAUGACAUAGAUGGGUAUCGGCCAGAGACUUUGAAGCGUACAGCGACUUUCCUCAGUUUUGCAGUGGUAAAAGUCUGGGCGCAGAUGUUCAAAGUUUGUAAUAGCCCAUGGCCGAUGGUACUGCUCAUUGGGAAAAGUCUGGAUCGGUAUGCAUCAUUGAUG